Molecule: messenger RNA, 432 nt
Organism: Rhagoletis zephyria (snowberry fruit fly)
Lineage: Eukaryota; Metazoa; Arthropoda; Insecta; Diptera; Tephritidae
Source: RefSeq, a predicted model, not a curated record
AUGGCAUCUCUUGGAAAUGGCAGCUACGAAGUACCACCAGCACCACCAGUGCAGCCGUACCAUCAGCACCAUCACCACCUGUGCGACCCCUCCUCCCCCUUCCCCUGGUUAUCAUCACAGCAACAACUGCACAACUCCCACUACUUUCAGUACAACACUUCAUCCUCAUCCUCAUCACCUUACAAAGUCAAUCACUCACCCACUACUACUACCACCACCACUGCUGAAACUGAUCACACCAGCAAGUGCUCACCUAAAUCAACCGACAGCAACUGCAGCAGCACCUCAUCAGCAGGACCUAAAAGUGGCACCCCCAGCAGCAAACAGCAGCGCAAGACGCUGAACCGAGGGCCUCGCAUUCCCUUCACCUCCGCCCAGGUGGCCGAACUGGAGGCCAAGUUUGCCGCCACCCAGUACCUCAGCAGCAUGGAG